Messenger RNA from Acanthoscelides obtectus, 309 nucleotides. NCBI's taxonomy places the organism in Eukaryota, Metazoa, Arthropoda, Insecta, Coleoptera, Chrysomelidae. The record is from the annotation of a GenBank genome assembly.
AUGGUGAACAAUACAGAGUAUCCAAACUUGGCGUUUUUCUACAUACUUCGUGGCAUUCCAGGGACAAUCUACGUCUAUCCAGGCAGCAAGUAUCCAAAAAUCAUCUGUGAAGGUCACGAUUACGGCAUACACAUAAAAUACGCCUCAAGGACAACAUGGAGAUGCACUUCUUACUCCAAGUGCAAAUGUCCUGCAAAGCUGGUCACUAAGCAGGGAAUCGUGGAGAUACACGGAGAGCACAACCACGAGAACCUGAUGCAGAUACCGAAAAAUAUUAAAGCGCAGAAAGUCACUAUUGUAAGGAUGUAA